This is a messenger RNA of Amblyraja radiata (thorny skate), 2137 nucleotides long. RefSeq names its product 1-acylglycerol-3-phosphate O-acyltransferase 5 (lysophosphatidic acid acyltransferase, epsilon) (gene agpat5). Gene Ontology annotation, biological process: phosphatidylinositol acyl-chain remodeling. The record is from RefSeq and is a predicted model, not a curated record. Gene Ontology annotation, cellular component: endoplasmic reticulum; mitochondrion; endomembrane system. Lineage: Eukaryota; Metazoa; Chordata; Chondrichthyes; Rajiformes; Rajidae. Gene Ontology annotation, molecular function: acyltransferase activity. The transcript is spliced from 8 exons. Bases 214 to 1125 code for a protein of 303 amino acids.
UGGCCUGAAGAUGGCGGCGCUGAGACGGCGGCGGCGGCCGUGAGGGGGAGGAGCGGCAGCGGAGAGAGGGAGCGGGACAGGGACAGGUUAGAGGAACAGGGAGCGGGACAGGGAACAGGGAGAGCAACAGGAACAGGGAGAGCGACAGGAACAGGGACAGGGGAGAGCAGGAGGGAGCGGGGAGAGGAGCAGUGUGUCCCGGCCGGCGGCGCCAUGCUGCUGUCGCUCGUGGUACACACGCACUCGCUGCGCUACUGGCUGCCCGCCGCCCUCAUGCUGGGCACGGCGCCCGCCUACCUGUUGGGCUGGGCGGCGUGGCGGCUGCUGGCGCUGCUGCUGCCCCGGCGCCUCUACCACCCCGUGGACGACUGCCUCUACACCGUCUACCAGAGUGUCGUGCUCUUCUUCUUCGAGAACUACACCGGCGUGCAGGUGGUUAUAUAUGGAACCCUGCCAAGCAAAAAGGAGAAUGUGAUUUAUUUGUCUAACCAUCAAUGCACAGUUGACUGGAUCAUUGCUGACAUGCUAGCCAUCCGACAAAGAGCACUUGGUCAUGUGCGGUAUGUCCUAAAGGAUGGACUGAAGUGGCUUCCGUUGUAUGGAUGGUACUUUUCCCAGCAUGGAGGAAUAUAUGUUAAGCGAAGUGCCAAAUUUAGUGAAAAGGCAAUGACUAAUAAACUACAGCAACAGAUAAAAUCAGGAGCCCCAAUUUACCUUGUGAUUUUCCCAGAAGGAACACGUUAUAAUCCAGAUUACCCUCAAGUGAUUGCAGCAAGUCAAGCGUACGCUCGUAAAGAAGGACUACCAGAGUUAAGACAUGUAAUGUCUCCGCGUGUGAAGGCAAUGCGAAUAGCCAUUAACACCUUGAGAUGCCACCUAGAUGCAGUGUAUGAUAUCACUGUAGUAUAUGAAGGAGCUGUCAAAAAUAAUGGGCAACGGGAAACAGCGCCAUCCAUGCCUGAAUUUUUGUGCAGAGAGUGCCCAAAGAUACACAUUUACUUUGAUCGUGUAAAUGUGAAAGAAAUUCCAGAGGAAACUAUUUUCAUGAAGAGAUGGUUACAUGAACGUUUCGAAAUUAAAGACAAGUCAGUAGUGAUUGCUUACAGAUUUCUACGAGGCAGAUGAUGAACAGAAGCGACACAAAUUUCCCGGAGAAGGACGCCACUCACAGUUGAGCCUUAUGAGGACUCUACCAUCCCUGCUCUUUCUUUGUUGUCUGACAGUUCCCAUGCUCGCGACAGAAACUGGAAGGAAGAUUUAUAUGAAGACUUGGCUUUACGGGACUUUAAUCGGCUGGUUAUGGGUGAACAUUAGUCCUUAAAACUCCAACCCUCGAAGUUUGAAUUAUAUAGAAUAAUCUGAACAUAAUUGCUUGUAUAGCAUUUUUUGGAAGUUACCUUUAAACUGGAAUUUCUAAAUUGCUCUUGAAGAAAUUUUAUAUUCUAAUGAAAAACAUUUGCCUUAAUGACCGAGAUGAACAUAUUACAGUAAUCCACCUGUUUAGUAUGGCUGUAAUAUAGUGGUAAUAAUUUACCUGCUCAAUGUAAUUGUAGAGCCCUGAUGUCUUUCUGUGCAUUUUGAAGAAGAAAAUGUCAUUUGUUUGGAGGAUUUGUAUGGUGUGCGAUUGGAACAUGAUGGGGAAGGUGCUUGAUUUGAUGUUACAAGUAGCUACAGGUGUAUUGUGUCGAGGGACAAAACUUACUGACUUAUUGUAUUUGUUUGCAUCAAGUCUUCUAUUUAACACUGUACAUUAAGGAAAGGGUCUUUAAUUGUUUGUGUUUCAUUGCAUUUUGUUCUAAUUUAAGGGUGUCAUUACAACCACUUUGGUGCUUUGAAAUGAUAAAGGAGCUAGAUCUGAUUCAUGGUCAUUUACUCUCCCUCAAUAUUUUAUCUUUAAAUUGUUCUAUCAAGAGCAUUUCCACGACGAUAUAAUCACUUUGGAGCAUGGGUUACUUGUGGAGGGGAAAAAAACAAAUUAUUUUUAGGUGUGAUGGUGAAAGAUGGAUGAAAGGCUUAAUUUCAGUUACUACUUAGUUCUGUAAACCAAUGAAUUUUAAAGAUACAUGAUUACUGUGGCAUUUCAGGUUGUAUGUGUAUGUACUAAAUGUACAUAAACGGUCACGUUGUUGGACUGAAA